AUGCCACCGGCAGCGACAGCGAGGGGCUCCCAACACCUUCGUCCUCACAAGCUAAUCCCUUACCUCGCCUUCACACUCUUUUUCGCCAUUUUUAUCUUCAAGGUAGAUAUCGUUAUAUUCCAAAAACUCUCUGUUGCUCGACGUAACCCAGAAAGCGCGAGGCCAACUUUAUAUGUGGGCAACGGUACAUUUAACCGGCAUUUUGUGACUGCGUGGGGCGCAGAUCGGGCUCAAAUACACGAGGAUGAGGAGCUGCUUAUUCUGUCGAUGGACAGGCUGUCGGGCUCUGGCAUCGAGUCCAAGAAAGAAUUUAUGUUCGGAAAAAUCGACAUGCAAAUCAAGCUUAUCCCCGGAAACUCUGCCGGCACAGUUACAACUUUCUUCUUGUCAUCAGAAUCAGAAGGUGAUAAGCACGACAAAAUAGUUUUCCAGUUUUUGGGGAAUUCGAGUGGAAAUCCCUACACUCUUCACACGAAUGUGUACGUUCAUGGCAAAGGUGAUAGGGAACAACAGUUUUCGCUAUGGUUUGAUCCGACCGAAGAUUUCCACACCUACUCGAUUCUUUGGAAUCCCAAGUGCAUUAUCUUCUACGUUGAUGACAUCCCAAUAAGACAAUACAAGAAUGAUGAAAAAUCGGGCGUGUCGUAUCCGAAAAAUCAAGCCAUGAGAGUAUAUGCAAAUAUAUUCAAUGCCGAUGAUUGGGCAACACAGGGCGGUAGAGUUACAACCGACUGGUCCUUAGCCCCAUUUAAGGUUUUAUUUCGAGAUUUCGUGGCCGAUGGUUGCAUUUGGUUUUUCAGAAGAAAAAGCAGUUCCUGCACGCCCGCGGAUUUCAGGACAAAACCCGUUCUGACAAUUGAGCUGGAUCGAGUAAGCCGAGAAAAGAUGAAGAUGCUGCACGAAGAGCGUAUGACUUACGAUUAUUGUAAGGAUACAUGGAGGUUUCCAGAGGGGCCUAGCCCUGAAUGUGAGAUUAAUUAG
This is a messenger RNA of Striga hermonthica, 981 nucleotides long. Lineage: Eukaryota; Viridiplantae; Streptophyta; Magnoliopsida; Lamiales; Orobanchaceae. The record is from the annotation of a GenBank genome assembly.